AUGCGCAGCCCGUUGGUGCAGCGCAGCCUACAGGCGGUGGAGCGGCGAUUCCGACAACCCGCCCCGCUCACGGCGACGAACGCGUCGUCGUUUUCGUGGAUUUCUCACGACGAGGAGGAGUUCUCGUCGUCGGCAGCGCCGGAUUCGCAUCGGGGUGGUGCCUACGGAUUCAAUCGCAGGGAUCGCGGCUACUCGGGCUAUUCGAACGCCGGAGUCUCACGUUCCCGCGCGUUGGCGGGGAAUCCGGAUGUUUCGAAUGAUCCUUACGAGGAAAGGCGUUUGCGGAGCGCGCAGCAUCCGCGGGUGUUGUUGUGUUGGCGGCCGUCGUGGUGGUUUACCCGCUACUCCAUCCUCUCCACGCUGUUCAUCCUCUUCGUCGUGAUGAAAAUGGUUGUGAUACCGUUCCUAUGGGGAGGUGCUAGAGAUGGGGAGAGUUCGCUGGUUGAAUAA
Molecule: messenger RNA, 450 nt
Organism: Phytomonas sp. EM1
Lineage: Eukaryota; Euglenozoa; Kinetoplastea; Trypanosomatida; Trypanosomatidae
Source: the annotation of a GenBank genome assembly